AUGGCCGCCGCGUUAAAUCUGCCCAAAUGGCUCAAAGAUAACUCGCACCUGCUCAAGCCGCCCAUCAACAACUACUGUGUCUAUGCGCCCUCGUCCUCUACUGGGGGCCUGACAGUCAUGGUUGUCGGUGGCCCAAAUGCUCGAACAGACUACCACAUCAACACCACGCCCGAGUUCUUUUAUCAGCAUAAGGGCUCCAUGCUGCUGAAGACCAUGGACACCUCAACCACACCACACACGCCUGUCGACAUACCCAUUCACGAGAACUCAAUGUUCCUCCUUCCUCCCAACACUCCGCACAACCCUGUCCGAUUUGCAGACACCGUGGGCGUUGUACUGGAACAGCCGCGGCCGGAGGACUCGGUUGACACGCUAAGGUGGUAUUGCAAGAGUUGCCAUAACAUUGUUCAUGAGGCAAGCUUUCACCUCACGGACCUGGGCACGCAGAUCAAGGAAGGCGUGUUGGCGUUUGAGAACGACAUGGACGCCCGGACGUGUAAGAAUUGUGGCACGGUCGCAACGUCGAAACCAGCACCAGGUGAGAUUCAACAGCCUCCGAGAUUCCCAGACGAAUGA
Molecule: messenger RNA, 576 nt
Organism: Fonsecaea nubica
Lineage: Eukaryota; Fungi; Ascomycota; Eurotiomycetes; Chaetothyriales; Herpotrichiellaceae
Product: 3-hydroxyanthranilate 3,4-dioxygenase
Exons: 2
Coding region: 1-576 (191 amino acids)
Biological process (GO): 'de novo' NAD+ biosynthetic process from L-tryptophan; quinolinate metabolic process
Cellular component (GO): cytoplasm
Molecular function (GO): iron ion binding; 3-hydroxyanthranilate 3,4-dioxygenase activity
Source: RefSeq, a predicted model, not a curated record